AUGGCUCGUGACGUCAAGAAGCGCGGAAAGCCUUCAUACACAAACCGACGAAACCGUCAGAAAAAUUUGAAGAAAAAACAAGAAAAAAAGAAGUUGUCGAAAAGUGCAGUAAAAAUUAUAAAAAGCAAAUGGGACGAAACGAAAACGCCGAGAGAAAACGUUCGAGAUAUGGGAAUUGCCUUCAAUCCAAACGAAGCAGUUCCAAUCAGAGAGCAACGAAAAGAUAUUAUUGACGCCGUCCCAAUCGAUGGAGUAAGCAUUGAAGUUCCGAAGCCAGCGAAAAAGAUCACUGGAAGAAAGAAGAACGAAAAACAGGCCGAGUUUGUCAUCUCGAAUUUGGAGCAACAGGUGAAAGACGAAGAAGAGGCACGAGCGAAUGAGGGCAGAAAGUUCAAGCUGUUCCAUCGAGAAACUGAACUUUGCAUCUAUAUGUUGGCCCGUCACGGAGAAGACUUCCAGGCGAUGACGCGUGAUCCGAAGAAUCUGUGGCAGUACACACCGAAGCAGUGGGCUAAGAAGAUUCGUACACAUAAAGAAUCAGAGAUGCAUAAGUUCCUGGAGACUGCUUGA
Caenorhabditis briggsae is the source of this 570-nucleotide messenger RNA. The transcript is spliced from 4 exons. Gene Ontology annotation, biological process: ribosomal large subunit biogenesis. Gene Ontology annotation, cellular component: nucleolus. The record is from RefSeq and is a predicted model, not a curated record. Bases 1 to 570 code for a protein of 189 amino acids. NCBI's taxonomy places the organism in Eukaryota, Metazoa, Nematoda, Chromadorea, Rhabditida, Rhabditidae.